This is a messenger RNA of Daphnia pulicaria, 816 nucleotides long. RefSeq lists its product as uncharacterized. The record is from RefSeq and is a predicted model, not a curated record. Bases 144 to 674 code for a protein of 176 amino acids. Lineage: Eukaryota; Metazoa; Arthropoda; Branchiopoda; Diplostraca; Daphniidae. The transcript has 2 exons.
CUCAAAGAACCGUGGAGCAGCCAAAACCGUGCCGCUAUCAAACUCGUGUCCAUCACAGGAUAUGUUGGAACGAACAUAAUAGAGCAGCUUGGCCACAUUCGAGUCAGUGUUUUAUCUCAUUCCAAACUAGGAACAUCGCCACCAUGAAUUUCAUCAUUCUUGUCCCUGUCCUUAUUUCUGUCGCGAUGGCCGCCCCCGUCAGUCCGAAUUUGCCAGUAACUACGCUAAAGAUGACCGGAUCAAGCGAAUACAUGUACAGUCCGUUUUACUUUUUAACCGCCAAAUUGAAGCUGCUGCCAAAAGAAAUCAUUAUGUGCAUCAUCAAGCCUACAAUUUGCGAUCAUUCGACUCCAACUGGCUAUGUCACCCCUGCCUCUGAGGCCAAAGUUCCUUACAUCGAGUCCCCCGUCGGCCAUUCGCCACAUGUUGACUUCUUUGACACGGAUCUCGUUGCUUCCAGACUGCACAAUGAUGUCAACGAAAUAUCGCCUUUAGAAGUGGUUAAUAAACAGAACUCGAUUCCCGACGAGUUGACUUCACAGACUAGUUCGGCCAGAGCUAAUUCGGAGAAUAUCGCAGCUCAGCGCGCCAACUUUGAAAUUCCAGUCACCGAGAAAGUUCAGCGAGAAAAAGUCAAAGUCCAGUUCAACGUGCCCCAAAACAGAGUUCAAUAAGUUCACGUUCACAUCCUUAUGCUAUCGAUUUGUGUGUUUCAUAACGACGAGUCUAAUAUUCCCAAUUACUCCAACAAAAUACCUAUUCAACUCUAUCCCAUUUCUGAUGCGUCAAUUUUUGUAAUAAACUCUUUUCCACGCG